AUGGCCAUUAAAGUAGCUUCUGUACUGCCUCGGCAAACUUUGCUUUACAUUUCACCAUCCUUUUCAUGUGGGGCGAUGGGGAAGCGUAUCUUCAUGCCCUUUUCUCACCAUUGUUGCCUUUCAGGAGAAAAGAAGAAACCCAACAAGAAUUUAAAAUUGAUAACAGGUUUGCAGGAUAUAAGAGAGACAUGUCCCACGAAGGAAAUGCGCUGCGGAAAGAUUUCGAAACAUAGCGACGGUGGGAUCGAAUAUCCUGGAGAAUCCUUAAAGCAAGUUCCUCAAAUUGAGGAGAGGAAGAAGAAAGUAUUUGACUAG
Messenger RNA from Sphenostylis stenocarpa, 315 nucleotides. The record is from the annotation of a GenBank genome assembly. NCBI's taxonomy places the organism in Eukaryota, Viridiplantae, Streptophyta, Magnoliopsida, Fabales, Fabaceae.